AUGACCACCACACCCAUUUCUCCGGACGCCGCAAUCAAGGCCAAAUAUGCCGCUGAACGCCAACGGCGACUCCGACCUGAUGGAUCCACCCAGUAUGUCGACCUCGACAAGACCGACAAGUACAAGUACCUGCAUGACGACCCAUGGGUUGAUCAUGAUGUCCUCAACUCCCAACCCCCGGCUCUUAAUGAUGGGGAUGAGUGCAAAUUCCUCAUCCUGGGAGCAGGCUAUGGCGGACUCAUCUUCGCCGCUCGCCUGAUCCAAGCCGGCUUUUCUCCAUCAGAGAUGCGGCUGGUCGACACGGCGGGCGGGUUCGGUGGCACGUGGUACUGGAACCGAUACCCGGGCCUCAUGUGCGAUGUCGAGUCGUACAUCUACAUGCCGCUCCUGGAAGAGACAAACUACAUGCCCAAGCACAAGUACACGUAUGGACCGGAGCUGCUUGAGCACGCGAACCGAAUCGCCCAACACUUCUCGCUGGCCGACAAGGCGCUGUUCCGCACGCAAGUCAAGACACAGCGCUGGGAUGAGUCACGCAAGCAGUGGGUCGUGUCCAUGUCCGAGUACCGCGGGCCAAAUGAGGGCGGCCGCGAGCUGCAAGUUCGUGCGUCCUUCGUCAUUAUGACUGGCGGUUUGCUCAACGUGCCGCACAUUCCCAAGAUGCCCGGUCUGGACCAGUUCAAAGGCCAGCACUUCCACACGGCACGCUGGAACUACAGCAUCACGGGCGGUUCUCCCGAACUGCAGACGCUGGACAAGCUGGCCGGCAAGCGCGUUGGCAUCCUCGGUACUGGCAGCACAGCGAUCCAGGUGGUGCCAGAGCUAGCCAAGUGGAGCAAGCACCUCUACGUCUUCCAGCGCACCGCCUCCUCCUGUGAUGUUCGCGGCCAGCACGAGACGGACCCGAACGCCUGGCCCGCCAUUACCGAGAAUGGCGCCCCUGGGUGGCAGAAGCGGCGCGCCGAGAACUUCAACUCGUACGUCAUGGGCCGGCCAGAGGGCGUUGACCUGGUGCGCGACGGCUGGUGCCAGAUGCCCAGCUUCAGCGCACUGAUCGGCGCCACCCACAGGGGCAUUAUCGACGGCAACGAUCCUGAGAGCGUGAGGAAACACAUCGAAUGGAUGGAUGCCCUUGACUUUCCCCGCGCCCAGCGCGUGCGUGCCCGCGUCGACCAAGAGGUCAAGGAUCCAGCCAAGGCCGAGAAGCUGCGCGCCUGGUACCCAACCUACUGCAAGCGUCCUGGCUUCCAUGACCAGUACCUGCAAAGCUUCAAUCAGCCCAACGUCGACAUCAUCGACACUGACGGCAAGGGCGUGGACCGCUUGACCGAGACUGGCGUCGUCGUGGCCGGCGUCGAGUAUCCCGUCGACGUGCUGGUGUUGAGCACCGGCUUCCGUGCUGCUGUUGGCGACCCCGUGAGCCCCGCUUGGAAUGCCAGCGUCAAGGCGUAUGGGCGUGGAGGCUUGGAUAUGGAUACGAAAUGGGCCGACAAGGGCCCCACGACCUUCCACGGCAUGAUCAGCCACGACUUUCCGAACAUGUUCUUCUGGUCGCCCGCGCAGACUGGCAUGGCCUGUAACAUUACGUAUGUGCUCGACCUGAUCGCCACGCACACUGCUUUCAUCGUGGCCGAGGCCAGCAAGAAGGCGAACGGCGCGCCCUUUUCCGUGGAGCCCUCCGCCGAAUCCGAGGAGCAUUGGUCGGAAGAGACGGCCAAACGCUCCGCCUGGUUCUCGCCCAUCCUCGGCUGCACCCCAGGCUAUUUCAAUGCUGAGGGCCACGCUGCAAAUGAGACGGAUGACGAGAAGAUGGUGGCAAAGAAGAAAAGAGCUGCCGCCUGGGGAGAAGGUAGCACCGACUACGCUUGCCGUCUUGCUCAAUGGCGCACUGGCAGUGCACUUCAAGGCAUUGAAAUCUGUUAA
Molecule: messenger RNA, 1923 nt
Organism: Lasiodiplodia theobromae
Lineage: Eukaryota; Fungi; Ascomycota; Dothideomycetes; Botryosphaeriales; Botryosphaeriaceae
Product: Flavin-binding monooxygenase
Exons: 2
Coding region: 1-1923 (640 amino acids)
Molecular function (GO): N,N-dimethylaniline monooxygenase activity; flavin adenine dinucleotide binding; NADP binding
Source: RefSeq, a predicted model, not a curated record